Suillus fuscotomentosus is the source of this 753-nucleotide messenger RNA. RefSeq lists its product as uncharacterized. The transcript is spliced from 4 exons. The record is from RefSeq and is a predicted model, not a curated record. Lineage: Eukaryota; Fungi; Basidiomycota; Agaricomycetes; Boletales; Suillaceae. Bases 1 to 753 code for a protein of 250 amino acids.
AUGGAGGAGAGGAGGGAUCAAUGUCAGUUGGAAGUAUCUCUAUGCAGUCAGGCUAUCGAUUAUGUCCAGCAGAGAUGGAUCAGACGUGAGAUUCUUUCAAUUCAGUACACUAAUAAGUGCUUGAACGGUCUGACGCCUUCCUUCUUAGCAUUGCAGCAUCCUAUUGAGGUCCCAACCGUGGAUCAUGUCUCCACCUCAGCAACUCCGAUGUCGCCUAACGAACCUUUCUCGAUCGAAAGUGUCCCGCUUUCGAACGCUCCAGCUGUCGAUCAUCUUGCUCAUGCCCCAGAACAACGAACCACAUGGGUCACCCCUUGUGUCCAAGAGGCCUUUAAUGAGGCACAUAAAGCGGAACUAGGCACUCAGGCUGGAUUGAUGGCAACAUAUCUCGAGAUUGAACGUUACCACUCUCACCACCGCAAUGCCAAUUUGGAGCUACUUUACUUACAGGCAAAGAUGCUUCGCGCCAAAGCUGAGGUGGAUGUUUUUGAACAGGCCAUCGAAAAUGCAUGUGCAUCCAACUACACUGACAGCGUGUUCUCCUCAAAUACUCAUGCCAUUGCAGCUUCAUCACGUCCAACUUUGUUCCAAACGAAUCUACCCAAGCAAGUGAAUAUCUACAAGGAAUGCAUUCCUGCCGGAUCAAUUAGCGAUCGCACUGACUCGACUUAUGGUAAUAGCCUUGUGUUUGUCACAGCCUCAAUGUGCACAUACUAUCUCCAUGUACUACCAAACUUGUACAUCAUCGAGUAA